AUGAUAGCAAACACUGCAAAGGCAAUAUUUAUCAACUUAAAGUAGCAAAAUAAGCAAGCUCAUAAACUUAUACAUGAAGUUUAGUUCUUUUUUAGCAAAGAAGAAAGGAUUAUGAAAUGGAAAACCUUUUAAAAUCCUAGAAUGAAAAAAAUAUAAGAAAAGCUAUCAUAGAAAUUUAAUGAAGAUGAAGAUAAAUACAUUGAAAGAAAAGAGCGCAGAGAAAAAGAACUUAAGUUUUUAAAAGAGUAUGAAGCAUAUUAAAAAUUAAAGGAAGAAUCAUUGAGCGAAGUUCCUCCUAAUUUAGUCAUAAAAAACCUUUACUAUCCCCAAACUAAUUCAACAGUUCUCCUACUUGGUGUCGAAAAAAGAAAUUAAAUGCAUGCUUCAUUUGUCCAUGACUGUAUGGUAAAUUUAAAGCCUAGCUUGAUAACAACUUAGAUAUCUCCUGAUAUGCCUUAUUUUAUUAGGACUAAAAUUUAAUUUGAUUAAGCAUGGAGUCGUUUUGUAAAAGGAAAAUUUGAUUAUAAAUUUUAUGUAAAUCCUGAUCCUGUCAGCUUAUAUGACAUUAUGCUUACAAGUGAUAGCAUCAAUUAAAUGAUGAGUGGAGGUAUUAUCAAUUGCUAAGAUGUUUUUGAAAUUGGAAGUUUAUUUAUAUACACAAAAAAUCAUAUUUCUGAAGAUUUUGAAGUUGAUACUUACCUUACUCCAUUGCUUUAUUUAUAUAAUAAUCCACACAUAAAGUGUAAUUUAGUAGUUAAUGACUAUCCUUAUCUUAAGUACAGAGAAAAUGUUAAUAAAAAUAUUAGUUUGACUGAUUUAAAAGAUUUACUUGAUUAAUAUAAGCAGGUCAUUGAAGAAUAAGGUGUAAAAACUAUGUUCGAUCCUUUGCUCCUUAAACCUGAGCUAUUCAUAAACCCAAAAGUUGCUUAUACAACUGAGACAAUUAGAAAUUCUUGCUAUACUUCGAAAAAAGUAUUAGCAGUAGUUGAUAGAUAUAUGACUGAUGAAAUAGAAGAAUACUGGAAAAAACUAUCAAAAGAUCCUUAAAGCAUCAAUAGAUUCUUGUAGGAUGAUUACUUUAAGUAAAGUAUAUCUGAAUAAAAAGAUCAAGAAAUCCAAUAAUCUAAAAACAAAAUUGGAGCUGUAGUAACUGAAAAAGGUAUUAAAACUGAUGAUUAUUCAGUUAAAGAUACCUUCUUAGAAUAUGUUGAGAAGCAUGUUAUCCUAGAUUUAAUGCUUGGAACACAUGUAAGAGAGUUUUUUAUUAAAAACAAGAUAUUCCCAUUCACAGGAAAAAAUUAUACUGGUUAAAAAACUAUGAUUCAAUAAAUCUUUGUAAUGCUUGACCAUUUCUAUCAUCAACACACAAAAUCUACUAAAGACUCAGAAGCUCAAUCCUUUGAUGAGCGUCUUAUCCACGGAACUCCAAAUGAAACAAAAAUUGAAUGA
Molecule: messenger RNA, 1449 nt
Organism: Tetrahymena thermophila SB210
Lineage: Eukaryota; Ciliophora; Oligohymenophorea; Hymenostomatida; Tetrahymenidae
Exons: 2
Source: RefSeq, a predicted model, not a curated record